Molecule: messenger RNA, 2600 nt
Organism: Crotalus tigris (Tiger rattlesnake)
Lineage: Eukaryota; Metazoa; Chordata; Lepidosauria; Squamata; Viperidae
Product: acyl-CoA (8-3)-desaturase-like
Exons: 12
Coding region: 74-1501 (475 amino acids)
Biological process (GO): lipid metabolic process
Cellular component (GO): membrane
Molecular function (GO): oxidoreductase activity, acting on paired donors, with oxidation of a pair of donors resulting in the reduction of molecular oxygen to two molecules of water
Source: RefSeq, a predicted model, not a curated record
CCGCCCAGUCCGCCCUCCCGGUGGUGCUGAAAAGGACAGUGCCAGGUUCCCCGAAGCCUCAGUCGGGGGGGAGAUGGCUUCCCAGCAAGGAGAAACCGGGGUCAGGCAGAGGAGGGAGGCUGAUCCCGCGGCCGAUCUGUCCGGCCCUUCGCGGUGGUUUACCUGGGACGAGAUCGGGCUGCGCACUGGCCAGGGAGACCCGCCACAGGAGCGCUGGCUGGUGAUCGACAGGAAAGUCUAUGACGUCAGCCGCUUCUACAGGAGGCACCCAGGGGGUUCUCGGACCAUCGCAAGCUUCGCAGGGCAGGACGCCACGGAUCCUUUCACAGCCUUUCAUGUUGACAAGACUCUAGUAAGGAAGCACAUGGCGUCACUUUUGAUUGGGGAAUUGGCAUCUGAUCAGCCCAGCUUUGAACCUAGUAAAAAUAAAUUAUUAGUAGAAGAUUUUCGGGAGCUGGUGUCCACUGUUGAAAAGAUGGGACUCUUCAAGCCAAACCAAUUCUUCUUUUUCCUGAUGUUUCUGCAUAUUUUACUGCUGGAUGCUGCUGGCUGGUUUGUGAUGUGGUAUUUUGGGACAUCUAUAACACCUUUUCUUCUUGCGACACUUUGUUUGACCCUUGCACAGUCUCAAGCAGGCUGGCUGCAACAUGAUUUGGGACAUCUUUCAGUCUUCAGCACUCCAAAAUGGAACCAUCUUUUUCAUGAAUUUGUGAUGUGCCAUUUAAAGGGACUUUCAGCUCAUUGGUGGUCUUUGUACCAUUCCCAGCAUCAUGCUAAACCCAACUGUUUCCAGAAGGACCCAGAUGUUUCUAUUCAUCCCGUUUUUUUUUCAUUAGGGGAACCUCUUUCUUUGGAGUUCGGUUUGCAGAAAAAGAAAUACAUGCCUUAUAACUAUCAGCACAAAUAUUUUUUCUUUACAUUGCCACUGCUUAUAGGGCCAGUUUUUCAUGUUUACUCAUUGUACUUUAUAUUCCAGCGCAAACUCUGGAGGGAAAUGGCAUGGACUUUUGCAUAUUUUAUCCGAUUCUUUAUUGCCUUCUACCCCAUAAUGGGAUUCAAGGGUGUUCUGGGAUACCUUCUUCUUUUGAAUGUUCUUGAGAGUAUCCUAUUUACAUGGAUAUCGCAGACAAAUCAUCUUCCUAUGCACAUUGAUCAUGAUAAAAACAUGGAUUGGUUCUCUACACAGCUUCAGGCAACAUGCAAUGUGAAUCAAUCUUUUUUCAAUGACUGGGUAACGGGGCACCUGAAUUGUCAAAUUGAGCACCAUCUCUUCCCUACGAUGCCUCGGCACAACUUUUGGAAGGCGACUCCUUUGGUGAAAUCCAUGUGUGCCAAACAUGGAAUUGAAUAUCAAUCAAAACCCCUCUUUAUUGCCUUGGCUGACGUUGUGCAUUCCUUGAAGGUUGCAGGGGAAAUCUGGUUCAAAGCAUAUCAUUGUGAACAGAAAAUACCAAAUUCUAAAAUCUGCCUUCAACAAGGGAAGGCGGGUGAAGAGACAUGAAUGGAUCUGAGAUGGACCUGACAGGCUUCAGGGAUAGAAAACCUAAAGUAAUUUGUGGAUGAAACAGAAUGCUUGGAGCGACUUUGGGUCUCAGCUGAACUUUUGGCAUGUUUCCUAAUGAAUAUAAACAUUGCAAGCAACACAUUUUUUUUUCUUUCCUGCUUUUGGGUCUUGAAUGCAUCAUAAAGAUGCAGGCUUCUCAAAAAUGUUCAUUGAAUUGCUUUGUUGCUGUUUUUACACUUCAUGCCUCUUUUGCAAUGGUCAGGAAAAUAAACCUAAUGGCUGUUAUAAUGGAUCUUGGAUUAGGGAAUGAGACUAGGCCACAUCAACAGAUACAAAACAUACCUCCCAUUUUGUCUUCAUCAUUUGGAGAUUCCGUGUAAGGAUCUGCCCCAGCUGGUCCCCCAGGAAAGUAAAACACUUGAAUCCAUGCAAUUGACUCAAAAGAACUUUUACUGAGAGAAAGUGGUUACAAGAAAGUCAGGCGGAAUCUGAAGAUCCUACUCAAUGCACACAGCUAUUCUUUUGUUUUCCCCAACUCCCAACACACACACACCCUGACCAGUCCACCUGCAGCCAAUAUGAUGUUGUGAAUAUGUUUUGAGAACACUGAUGGGCAGAUAGGUGGAAUUCCACAUUCAACAGCUGAGAUUGGGCUUUCCCCCAAAAAAUGUGCCAUGAAUUCCGAAGCCUUUGAGAAAAAAGUGCUUUUCAAUUACAAGUUCAAAUUGAAAAUUUAGAUAAGAAGUUUGAUAAAAUAACAAUGGUUUUAAAACAACCCAAAGAUGAUGCUCAGAUACAAGUAACAGCAGCUAAGCAGAUUUACAGUGGGACAGAUUGGAAUCUAAUUUAUUGCUGAUGGAUUUGAAAGAGAAGAAGUUUGAUUUGAAACUUAUUAGGCUUGUUGGAGAAGGCUAAAGGAGGAAUGGAUUCUAAAGACUUAAAGAGCUGACAGAACUGAUGGUAAUGAACUGGACUUUCUUAAGAAGAUUGAUAGAAACUGGGGAAUGAACUUAUUAUAUCCAAGUAGAAAAAAAAUUGAACAGCAAGUGCUGCAGAUAUAUCUACAACAGAGACUUAUGAUUUUGGGGAAUGAGAU